Erigeron canadensis is the source of this 1196-nucleotide messenger RNA. RefSeq names its product protein TIC 20-II, chloroplastic. Lineage: Eukaryota; Viridiplantae; Streptophyta; Magnoliopsida; Asterales; Asteraceae. The record is from RefSeq and is a predicted model, not a curated record. The transcript has 2 exons. Bases 85 to 726 code for a protein of 213 amino acids.
CUUGUUUCUGUAAACCCCUUUUAACAGUGUUUAUCUAUUCUUACCUAAAAACCCAUCAGUCAUCAUUUCUCACCAUCACCACCGAUGGCCGCCAUACCUCUCCUCCGUCUAUCCCUCUCUCCACCACCGCGUCCCACCUUAUCCUACCAACCACUCCGACCCACUACCACCUUCUUACCUCACUUCCGACCAACCCCAAUUUCCCUAACUACCACCAAACCCCGUCGCCCCACCACCAUCAUCUCAUCCUCCAACACCACCACCCCAGUAACCGACCGACUAAUCUCCGCCGCAGCGUACUUUUUUCCCUUCUUCAACGGCCUUCAAUACGGCCGUUACCUCUUUGCCAAAUACCCCAACACUCUGGGCCUCCUUCUCGAACCACUGCUCCCAUUACUUUCAUUUUAUCGCUCUGUUCCGUACGCAAGUUACCUCGCUUUCCUCGUACUUUACAUUGGUGUUGUUCGAAACACAAAUGUUAGCCGUUACGCUCGGUUUAAUGCUAUGCAAGCUGUUGUUCUUGAUGUUUUGUUGGUUUUACCUAUGCUGGUUCAGCGGAUUUUGAACCCGGGUCCUCAUGGAAUCAGUGGAAAGAUUGUGAUGAUGAGUCAUAAUGUUAUUUUUGUGUUUGUGUUGAUUUGUUUUCUUUAUAGUUUUGGAUUGUCGGUUUUGGGACGGACUCCUAAGUUGCCGUUUGUCGGUGAUGCUGCUGGCAGACAGUUUUGAAGAUUGGUGUCUGGGCUGGAAAAUAAUAGACGCCAUGUUCAUCGGUGAAGUUGCCUUUUCUUGCUUAAAGUUUAUGAACAGAAAUUGGAUUAUGGUUGAUCAAGCUGUUGCGGUUUUUACAGGAGAAGGCUCAAGUAUAGGAGGGUCGGGUCUUGUUCAUACUGUUGGGCAAAGGUCUGUUAGUAAUGUUUAUGAUGCAAUGCGGACAUGUUUGUUCUAUAUACCUUAUCGAUUUGGAUUUUAAAUUAGGUAUUAGAUUUCUAGGACUUUUGUGUUCAUUUGUUCUACCCCUUGUGUUAUUGUCAUUGGGCACUUGCUUGAUGAGAAUCGGAUUAAGAUAGAUUGCCAUUCUAGAUAGAGAGGGUAUCAUGUUUCUAGUAUUAUUCGAGUAUUUUGAAAGUGCAAUGAUGGUAACUAAACUAUGUUGUGUAACCAAUUUUAACCUGGAUAAAUUGAUGACGUUUCUGUUA